Dermatophagoides pteronyssinus (European house dust mite) is the source of this 1267-nucleotide messenger RNA. RefSeq names its product methyltransferase-like protein (gene Mettl2). The record is from RefSeq and is a predicted model, not a curated record. Lineage: Eukaryota; Metazoa; Arthropoda; Arachnida; Sarcoptiformes; Pyroglyphidae. Gene Ontology annotation, molecular function: tRNA (cytidine-N3)-methyltransferase activity.
UUUUACAACUAUAAAUUCAAAAAGUUUUCCGAAAAUUCAUAAUGUUUUGGAUUUUGUUUUUAUUAAUGACAACAUCGAUGGUAACAAUGAUUCAUUCGGAUAAUAUUAAUUCAACGGCUACAUUCACCCAAAUUACUGACAAAUUAAUAUCCAAACUUAAAGCUCAUAUGUUAGCUAUGCAACAAUCCAAAUCACGAGGCUAUGAUAAUUAUGGUUAUAGUGGUUAUCUUGAUGGCUAUUAUGGAGAUGUAGCCGGUAAAUCUGAUUAUAGUUGGAUUGUACCUUUGAUCAUAGUCAUUGGUUUUGGCAACGAUGAUAAACGUCCCAAAUUCGGGACCCGAUUUUUGGAUAAAGAAUCUGAUAUUUUUACUCAUAAUGCUUGGGACAAUGUAGUGUGGGAUGAAGAUUUUAGAAAAGAUAUUGUUGAAAAAGUUGAAUCCAAUUCUCUUGUCAAAGUUCCGAAUGAAAAAGCUUUGGAAUUCGAAACAAAUGCUUUCAAAUAUUGGGAUGAUUUCUAUGAAAAACAUGAAAAUAAAUUCUUCAAAGAUCGACAUUGGAUAUUGACUGAAUUCCCUGAACUUACGCCGAAUGAAACAAGUAAAACUAUCCUUGAAUUGGGUUGUGGUGUAGGCAACACAGUAUUUCCCUUACUGGAAAUCGAUAAUCAUAGAUCUUUGUUCAUUUAUUGUUGUGAUUUUUCCGAAAAAGCAGUGAAAUUGGUUCGUGAGAAUCCUUUAUAUGAUGAAAAUCGUUGCAAUGCCUUUGUUCAAGACAUAACAAGUGACUGGAAAUCAUCACCAUUGAUGCCAGAAAGUUUGGAUAUAAUAACUAUGAUAUUUGUUCUAUCGGCCAUUGACCCACAACACCAUAGUCAAGUCAUUUUGAAUCUGGUUCCUUAUCUGAAACCGGAUGGAAUAAUUCUAUUCCGUGAUUAUGGCCACUAUGAUAUGGCACAGAUCCGUUUCAAUAAAGGACGAUGUAUAAAGGAUAGAUUUUAUGUUCGAGGUGAUGGUACUCGUGCCUAUUUUUUUGAAGAAAAUGAAGUUGACCUACUAUUUACCGAAACGAAGAUUUUCACUAGAAUCAAUCUUCAUGUGGACAGACGAUUACAGGUGAAUCGUGCCAAUAAGAAAAAAAUGUAUCGUGUAUGGAUUCAAGGAGUAUUCAGAAAGAAAGUAUGAUAAAUCAAUGACCAAGGUUCAUUCAUUUGGGUAUAAUUGUAAAUAAAGAAAAAAAUUCAUUAUAUUUUCAAUACUAUUAUUAAGAA